UGGCACAUCUGAUAUAUGCAAUAAUAGCAUAAUCAGUGACCACUUUUAUUAUAUUUUCUUCAUUUUCAUUUAAAAAACAAACUCUGGACUGAUGUUUGAGAUGCCACUCUGUUUGCCUGGAUGGAGUGACAUAUUGAUGACAUUUAUUGAUAAAAAAUAUUUGAGGUUCCAAGUAAUUUAGAAUGUUAUAAUGCAAAUACCCAAAUACUUGGACCUAGUCUUACUCUAGAACACUAGCACUUUUUAGAAACUCACUUUUUUUUGGAAACUUUUUAGAAAACGGCGUUAUUACGAGUCAGAUUUCUUAUUUCUCCAGUCCAGUGCUGGUCAGAGGACCUCAUGAGCAGAUUCAGCUAUUUAUUUCGCAAUGUCUUGUAACUUGGCAUGAGAUUAAGUUGGGAAGCGUGAGAUUGUGAGGCAUCCCAAAGUGUGUCAUCCCAAAUGCGCAAGAGCUAGCAGUGAAUGGGUGCCGUCAAAAUGAAUCCAAACUCAACUUUUAUUGCCACAUUGCAUGUUUUUUCUGGCAUCAUGCUUAGGACUCACUAACAUUUAACAGAGCGCCGGAGGUGUUUUGUGAAAGCACCUCUUUGAUACACUUCAUCACCUGGGCAGACAAGAAAUGGCCACCCGUUCCAAAGGAUGGAUCUGCGAGACGCGGAAACAGAGGACAGCGGAGAAGAGAUCCAGAGGAAAGGAGACGCUCUCGCCGUCCAGACGGACAGAAGUCACUACGAGACGAAUGUUCAGCCGAGCAUCUCAGACGCUGAUGCUUCAGGAUUUGGCCUUCUGCAUACAUCAAGAAGAUAUGUGAAGCUGGUGGAUUUCCAGGAGGAGGUGAGAGCUCACAGGGAUCUGGAUGGGUUCUUGGCGCAGGCCAGCAUCCUGCUGGACGAGAGAGCAUCCUCCCUGGAUGAAGUGCUGCGCAGAAUGCUGGAGCAUGUGGCCAUGGAUGGCCAGGGCUGCUGUAAUGCAGAGGAGGUCAUGCACGCUCUGUUCACAGACGCCGGAGGACAGGAGGCCAACGUUCACUUGUUGACCGAGACCAUUCAGGGAGUGACAGCGACAGCCACUGGAGUUCGCUACCAGCAGUCCUGGCUCUGUGUGCUCUGUAAUGUGAAGAGUCUUCAGAGACGCUGCGUCUGUGUUUCGCGUCUGGAGCGGCCGCAGAACUGGGGCGUGAACUGCUGCGAGGUUCGCUACGUUAUCCUCAUCCUGGCACCGCCUCGCACAAAAAGCACAAAGACCGCUAUAGAGCUCGGCCGCACGUUUGCCACCUUGUUCUCAGACAUCUCGUUUAGACAAAAACUCCUGGAAACCAAGACCCAGGAGGACUUCAAGCAGGAGCUGGUGAUUCAAAGACAGCGGCUGUCCACUGCCAUCCAGAAACCCUCGCUGGAGGAAGAGACCGACCCAUACAGCAACAAACCACUCAAGGUAAAAGAUUUCCUCCGAGCAGGUCGUGGCAUUUAUGAGGACCUGUGCCGCAGGCUUCCCUUGUACCUGUCGGACUUCACAGAUGGUAUUCUGGACUCUAACAGAUCUUUGUUGAAGUACACCACAACAGCCAUCUUCCUCUACAUCGCCAUCCUGCUGCCGGCCAUUGCGUUCGGUUCUCUGAAUGACGAGAGCACGCGAGGAGAGAUAGAUGUCCAGAAGACUAUCGUUGGUCAGUGCAUUGGAGGAGUGAUUUACUCUCUAUUUGCUGGUUCUCCGCUGGUCAUUCCUCUGACCACUGCACCUCUGGCCAUCUUCAUCAGCGUGAUCAGAGGCAUCUGUGAUGACUACGACCUUGAUUUUCCUGCUUUCUACGCCUGCAUCGGUCUUUGGAACAGUCUGUUCCUCAUACUGGGAGGCAUCUUCAAUGUCAGCCUGUUUAUGAAGCUCUUUAAACGCUCCACAGAAGAAGUGAUAGCUUUGUUCAUCUCCAUUGCCUUUGUGGGCGACGCUUUGAAAGGCACCAUAAAGAUAUUUCAUAAAUAUUAUCAUGGCCUUACACUAGUCAAUGGAAGCACAGGGGAACUGCAAGGUCUGGGUGUGAUCCUUCAUCAGGGAUUGAAUGGAACAGAGUAUGGAGGCGGCUCACUGCCUGCAACAGUGGUUAUGUGCACCAGGGAGCGCCCUAUUCUCUGCCUGCUGCUGAUGCUGGGAACACUGUGGCUGGGCUAUGCCCUCUUCCUCAUCAAGAGAAGCCCAUUCCUGCAUGCUAAAGUCAGGGAGGUGGUGUCAGACUGUGCAUUGCCAAUAUCUGUGGUCAUCUUCUCCUUCGUGGGCUCCUACCUGUUCAUCGACAUUCAGCUUCCAGUUUUCAACUACCAGAAUGAAGCCCUAUUCAAAGUAGCAGCUUUUGACCAGCUGACAGGGAUGAACGUAUUAAGUGCAUGCGGUCUUGGCUUUCUCCUUGCCUUGCUCAUCUUCAUUGACCAAAAUAUUGUGGUGUCCCUCACCAAUGCCCCAGAGAACAGACUGCUAAAGGGAACAGCGUACCACUGGGACCUGAUGCUCUCUGGGUUAAUCAACAUCCUGAUGUCAGUGCUAGGUUUGCCAUGGAUGCACGCAGCUUUCCCACACUCCACGCUUCAUGUGCGUCAGCUAGCGCGGGUGGAACAGCGAGUGGAGGGGGGCCACCUCUACGAAACGAUAGUCAGCGUGAAGGAGACGAGACUCACCUCGCUGGCUGCGAACAUCCUGAUUGGUUUGUCACUGUUUUUGCUGCCGGUGCCUCUGCAGUGGAUACCGAAACCCGUUCUCUACGGCCUUUUCCUGUACAUCGCUCUCACGUCUAUUGAUGGAAACCAGAUGUGUGACCGAAUGGCCCUUCUGCUUAAAGAACAAACGUCGUAUCCACCCACGCACUACAUCCGCAGAGUGCCUCAGAGGAAGGUGCAUUAUUUCACAGGCCUGCAGAUGGUUCAGUUGAUCAUCCUGUGUGCGUUUGGGAUGUACCCUCUGCCCUAUAUGAAGAUGAUCUUCCCUUUACUCAUGAUCAUGCUCAUUCCAAUAAGGAACUACUUGUUGCCGAAGAUCAUUGAAGCAAGGUACCUGGAUAUCAUUGAUUCUCAACACAUGUAGACGAACAAAUAAAAAAAUGGACCGUUUAGAAACAUAAACACUUUUAAAAUGCAAGGGGGAAAGUGCAUUUCCUAUUUGUAUUCUUGUUAGAAAACAUGGUUUUAUGGCUGUGAUAUGUGCAUUCGAUGUGUUAUGAAUUCAUUCUUUAUACAACGGUGCCUGACAUUUUUUAUUUAUUUAGCGGAAUCAUAAACUCUUAUUUUUUUUCCUCCCAUGAUUCUUAAGUGUCUCUUUGUUCAGUCACAGCGUGUAUCUGGCACUGGGAUAUGUGGUGAACAGUAUUAUUAUUAUUUUAUUUCGCUAUCUGAAACUGCACACAGAAAUAUUUGCAGAUCAAACCCAUUUCAUAACAAAAUCUCAGCACAUCUCAUGUUCAGGUUUUAUCAUUUUAACUCUCUGAUGCCAGAUUCCUCUACUGUAGACUGAUCUUUAAAAGCCCAUCAUCACCAACACAACCACUGACUCUUACACAUAAUACUUCUCUUUAUAUUUUUUUUCUGUUUAUUAUAUAAAAUAUUAAUUCACAAUGACUGAUGAAAAUAGUGAGGAUGCAACCUCUGCAUGCACCAUUAUUCUCUGUUAAAUGUGCACCAGUUUCAAAAUACAUGAAUGCAUCAUUGUGGAGAAGAAGAUUUUGUUUUGACAUAAAGAAUAUAUUUAUUUAAUAGAUUUGAUUAAAUAUUUCAUGCAUCAGAGAGAAAUAAGUAUAAUCAUUCUGACCUACUUUUUUUGAGAGCAGCAAAUCAGUAUAUUAGAAUGAUUUCUGAAGAUCACGUGACACUGAAGACUGCAGUAAUGAUGCUGAAAAUAUAUUGGUUAAUAUAUUCCGACUUUUUGAUCACUUUUAGAUUACUUUUGACCUAAAAGAUAUUAAAUUCGAUGUUAUCAACAUCAUGAAGUGUAUUAAACAUUACAUUAUGCCAGGUUUUUCCAAACUGGGGUUCAUGUAUGAACUACAAGAGGGUUUGUGAGUUGAUAAAAAAUAUGUAAUCAUCGUAUCAUAUGUAUAAAACAUAACUAUAAUCUGAUUAUGAGAAUUUCAAAUGUAAAAGAAUCAUUUACAUGUACCUAUUUUUUUUUUAUUUUUAUUUUUUUUACAUGUAAUCUGUUACUACCCAGCAGUGCUUUAAGUGGCCCAAAAGAGGUGCUGGUACUAUAUUAUAGCCACAAAAAAAAAUCUUUUCUUUUCUUUUUUUUUUUUUGAUGACUCUUCUCAUCCCCUGAGGUAACAACAACUAUACUGAAGGGGUUUUAUAUACAGCAGUCAACAGGCAACCUUAAUAAUGAAUCCUUUUAUUAGUUCGUGGAUUUGCUUGAGCUAGAAAGAACUACUGAACAUAAAUAAAAUGUGCAAAAAAAAUGACUCAAUGAUUCAUGCUCCGAACUCCCGAACUGACUCAAAUGAUUCGCGAACCCGCUACGAACUCCCGAACUGAUUCAAAUGAUUCGCGAUCCCGCUACGAACUCCCGAACUGAUUCAAAUGAUUCGCGAACCCGCUCCGAAUUACCGAAUUGAUUCAAAUUAUUUGCGAUCCCCAAACGGACUCAAAUGAUUCGCGAAGCCGCUCCGAACUCCCGAACUGAUUCAAAUGAUUCGCGAUCUCCAAACUGACUCAAAUGAUUCGCGAUCCCGCUCCGAACUCCCGAACUGACUCAAAUGAUUCACGAACCCGCUCCGACUUACCGAACUGAUUCAAAUUAUUUGCGAUCCCCAAACGGACUCAAAUGAUUCGCGAAGCCGCUCCGAACUCCCGAACUGAUUCAAAUGAUUCGCGAUCUCCAAACUGACUCAAAUGAUUCGCGAACCCGCUACGAACUCCCGGUUCAAAUGAUUCACGCUCCAUACUCCGAACUAGGAAGAAUUAGGAAGCGUGCAUUGUGAAGGGCACUCUGAAAAGCGGCAGCGCAGGCUUAACACAGAUGUCCAAAUGAACGUACCUGUACGCUAAAAGCACGUUCUGGGCACACGGAGAGGUGGCGGUACGCUCGUGAGCUAUAUUUGGAAGUGGCGGUACCAGUGUUCCGGUGAGUUCAGUUCGACUGUUUCCCCUUCGGCGCGCAUGCGUGAAUUGCUGACGUCAUGAUUUCGAAGCGGAAAAUGUGUGCUUUUUUAUCCCAAACGUCAGUUUCUGAUGUUAUCUCCUACUUUUCAUCCACAUAAGGUAAAUUUCACGUUGUUUGUCAAAAAUAUUAGUGGAAUGUAUUGUUUUUGGAGGUUUUAUAGCUCAGUCUUUCGUAGUUUAGGCUACAACUUGUGAAACUCUGUACAACAGCGUCAAGUUAAUAAACGAAUUUCGACAGACGCUUAUAUUAUUAUUAUUAUUAUUAUGUUGUUGUUGUUGUUUGUCUGGGUUGUCACACAACCUUAUGUUUUCUAUAAAUAAACAAUAUUGUGGUGCGUAGUGGCCCACUUAAAGCACCGCUACCCAGCAUUGCAAAUUAGUGAUUUUAAUAUUUGUUUCCAACAGUUUGUGUUGCACCACAUUGACUGUAUUUAAAAUGAAUGCAACUAGUUUUGCUACUGAUUUACAUUAAAGCUUCCAUUGUUUGAUAGCAGAUUAAAAAUGCAUUUAAACUUCUAGAUUUCCCUUUGUUUUAAUAUUUAUAGAGCAGAUUUUAAGAAUGGCACAUGAUGCUCCACAAUGAUUGUGAUUCAUCUGAAAGUUGUGUAUCCUAGCAACACGUGAAUAUUAGCCCACCAGUGGUGAGCAUGAGCUCGGAGGAGUCAAGAGGACUUGUGUACCGCAGACUGAUGUUGUUCACAUGUAAUCAAAGGCAGGUCUCUUAAGACACAAGCUUUGAGCAGCGCUGCAGGGAUGCAAUCACCUGUGCAAGCCUGACUAAAUAAAGGAUUAAAGACA
Molecule: messenger RNA, 5930 nt
Organism: Carassius gibelio (silver crucian carp)
Lineage: Eukaryota; Metazoa; Chordata; Actinopteri; Cypriniformes; Cyprinidae
Product: solute carrier family 4 member 11
Exons: 20
Coding region: 640-3069 (809 amino acids)
Biological process (GO): monoatomic ion homeostasis; transmembrane transport; monoatomic anion transport
Cellular component (GO): plasma membrane; basolateral plasma membrane
Molecular function (GO): solute:inorganic anion antiporter activity
Source: RefSeq, a predicted model, not a curated record